This is a messenger RNA of Anoplopoma fimbria (sablefish), 1930 nucleotides long. It is a transcript of the gene necap2, whose product is annotated as NECAP endocytosis associated 2. The record is from RefSeq and is a predicted model, not a curated record. The transcript is spliced from 8 exons. Gene Ontology annotation, biological process: endocytosis. Gene Ontology annotation, cellular component: membrane; clathrin vesicle coat. NCBI's taxonomy places the organism in Eukaryota, Metazoa, Chordata, Actinopteri, Perciformes, Anoplopomatidae. The coding region runs from base 164 to 931 and encodes 255 amino acids.
UGCUCAAACCAUCCCGACCACACGCGGCGCUGUUUGCAGCGAGCACGCGGGCCAGGCUCGUUCAGGGAUCCUGUCGUCUCGCUCAACUCCGGCCGAGGUGUCCAUUGAAGUCGGAAGUCGGUUUUAUAUAGUUUGUGAAACCCCUUUGGUGAAACUCGACAAAAUGGCAGAAGACAGCAGCUAUGAGUCAAUGCUCUGUGUGAAGCCCGAGGUUCACGUUUACAAGAUCCCGCCGCGUGCUUCUAACCGCGGAUAUCGUGCUGCUGACUGGAAGUUGGAUGAACCUUCAUGGAGUGGCAGGAUGAAAAUCACUGCAAAAGACAAGAUAGCCUACAUUAAGUUAGAGGACAAAAACACAGGAGAGUUGUUUGCCCAAGCUCCAGUCGAACAGUAUCCAGGGUGUGUAGUUGAAGCAGUCACAGACUCCAGCAGGUACUUUGUGAUCCGGAUAGAGGAUGGCAAUGGACGUCAUGCUUUUAUCGGUCUGGGUUUUGCUGAUCGUGGAGACUCAUUUGACUUCAACGUAGCUUUACAGGACCAUUUUAAGUGGGUGAAGCAAGAAGGCGAGUUUGCAAAACAGGAAGCUUCUGAGAGCACAGCACCUAAGCUGGACCUCAGCUUCAAAGAGGGACAGACUAUCAAGAUCAGCAUUGGGAACAUCAAGAAGAAGGAAGCAGGUGGUGCCAAACCGCGGCCCAUGGGUAUGGGUCUACUCCCACCUCCACCAGGUGCAAAGGUUGGAGGUGUAGUAGCGCCUCCUGUGGGACAGCAGACAGUCUCAGCUGUACAGACUAACACUGCCACACUUUUAGACUUUGGGUCCCCUGGCCCUGCAGCCCCACCCAGCUCCGACGUGUGGGGGGAUUUCACAUCUGCAGGCUCCAACUCCAGUAAAGAUGCUGUCGCAUCAGGAUGGGUGCAGUUUAGUUGAAUGGUGAGAAAACGUGUGCACACACUCAGGCUCCAUACAUUCCAUGGACAGGAUGAUUGCGGCAGAAAGAAACUAAAAGAAAGGAACUGUUAGUAAACUUGACUGGCUCAUUUGUUCUGGCUGCACUUGUUCUGUAAAGAAUAUGUUCACAUAAACUAAAGCCAGCUGACCAACACACUCUGGAGGAACAAACAGUAAACAUGUAAAUAUUUUUUUACAAUCAUAUUCUUUUCUCAAACUCUGCCACAAAGUGGGACCUUUGUUUGAUAUUAGAAGUUACUAAAACUAAACUGCCAUUGUUGGAGUGUCUGCUCUCCUGAAGAUAAGUGAGCACGUUGAUUGUAGAGAGGAACAACACUAACCAGAUGAAAACAUCCAUCCAUCACCUUAAAUCAAAUGUUCCCUUAUUUUAUAUCAAGUUUCAAUCCCUUCUCAAUGCUAUCUGUUCAGAAUCACUUUUGAUUGUGUCCCUUUGUUCCAUCAUGCUCCAAUCAUAGGUAUCUCAUUACACAAGCAGCACUCAUCUCAAGGUAGUUUUUACCAUUUAGGGUAAGUUAGUUUACCCCUUGAAAAUAUCCUUGUUUUGUUACGCUUUAAAGCAGUAGGUUUGUGUUUUCUGUUUCCUAGUUUUUUUAUUUUGUUUUAUGAGAUCUGGAAAAGCUAUAUUGAUAUAUGAUGAUUUGUUUUACAUUUAACAUCUGAAGCCUUCAUCAAAUAUAUCCAGGUUGUUUUAAUCAUGGUGUUGGAAAAAAAGUCAUGAUGUCCAUUUUCUGUCAUUCAAAGUUUGAACAUGUUUUCGUUCAUUUUGGUUUUUGUGUACGCCCUUCAUUUGUCUUUGCCUCGUGUGUUGUUGCUUUUAAAAAUGUGCCUUUUACCAAAUAGAAAUGUCCUCAAUCUUGUUGCUAAUUUGCAUCAAGUAUUUGAUUAAGUGCCUUUCUGAAAAAGAUCUAAAAUGUACAAAAUGUAAACCUAAGUCAUCUUGUAAAUAAACAAUAUAUU